GUUCAUUUCAUUCUCGCUACGAACGGCCGCUCAUUCGGUUCUAGUGCGCAAUGGAAAUAUUUCUGAGGCUGCUCGUGGUUUUAGUGAAGUUUGUGGCUUUGUGCGUAUGCCCGCUCCUGGAGGCCUUUGUUUAUCCGCCCAAAUCCAGGAGGACCCUCAUCCCCCCAAUCAGGAGUCGCCUGCUCACCCUCAGCGUUCAGGAGCUGCGCAGACGCCUUCAGUCUCGCCAGUUGACAUCGGCGGAGCUGGUGCGCACCUAUAUCGAACGUAUCGAAUCCGUUAAUAAGCAUCUAAAUGCCCUAGUGGAAUCUCGUUUUACGGCUGCCCUGGAGGAGGCCAUUGAAACGGAUGACCUCAUAGCCAGUUGCCAAAGUGCAGCAGAUGUGGAGAAGCUCUUCGCAGAACGUCCACUGCUGGGACUUCCCGUGACCAUAAAAGAGUCAUGUGCCCUCGAGGGCAUGAGCUUUGCUGUGGGCAGUCUGUCCAGAAAGAAUAUCAAAGCCAAAGCCGAUGGCGAGGCAGUGAAGCGUUUGAAGAUAGCUGGAGCCAUUCCUCUCCUGGUCUCGGCCACUCCGGAAUAUUGUUUCAGCAUCGAGACGGACACCUUGUUGAAUGGAAAAUGCCUGAAUCCCUACGAUUCGGAACGGAUACCGGGAGGAAGUUCUGGUGGAGAAGGCUCUUUGAACGGGGCAGGCGCCUCUCUUUUCGGCAUUGGCUCAGAUAUUGGUGGUUCGAUUCGCAUCCCCAGCUUGUAUUGCGGCAUCUUCGGGCACAAACCCAGUGGCGGAGUGUUCUCCGCCAAAGGACACUUUCCCAACUCAUCGGAUCCAAACAUCGGACACUAUUUUGUGGAGGGACCCAUAAGCCGCUUCGCUGAGGAUCUGUCCGAGUUGCUGCAAGUAAUGGCGGGCAAGGAAAAUGCAUCCAAACUGCGAUUGGAUGAACCCGUCCAGCUGAAUCAGAUUAAAGUGCAGUAUGCGCUGGGUUUUGAGGGCAUCAACGGAUGGAUGCAUGUGGCGGUGGAUAAGGAUAUCAGGAAUUCGAUUUGCAAUGCCACAACUCAUUUAAAGAGCCUCGGCUUGGACGUGAAGAAAGCGAAACUACCCAAUCUCGAUAAUUCAAUGGAAAUGGCUCUAUCCGGAAUCGCCGGACAGGAUUUAAUGGAUUAUCUUUUGCCGGAUGAGAACCCAGAGGGUUCCGGCAAAGUGCGUGAGACGCUCUGGGAGAUUGUCAAAAGUCUGCGGGGUCAAUCGAAUUACACUACCAACGCCCUGAUCUUUGAACUCAUGCGACGCACGGGUGCCUUUAUGUCGAAAUCGAAGCUCAAUCAAUAUAUGAUGGAAUCACGCGAAUUGAUCGGGGAGUUCGAGAAUCUACUUGGCGAUAACGGCGUGCUUCUGUUUCCAACUUUGAAUUUGCCUGCUCCGAGGCACAAGUGGUCCAUUCUAUCACUCUGGGGCGUGGAUUACACCCUGAUGUUCAAUGUACUCGGUCUGCCCGUCACCCAUGUGCCAAUGGGUCUGAAUGAACGGGGACUUCCCAUCGGGCUUUCUGUGAUUGGGGCGCCAAAUCAGGAUCGAUUGUGCCUCCGAGUGGCCCUGGAGUUGGAAAGAGCCUUCGGGGGAUGGAAGCCACCAGUGCCGCACGACCUGGAUGACUAAAAUGUCUGGACAACAAAGACCCUAAGAAAGAACUCAUAUGCGUAAUAUUAUCAUAUAAUAAUGAAUGAAUGGAAUUUUUAAAUAAAAACUAAGAAAAGGUUUGAGCCCGGGA
Drosophila yakuba is the source of this 1773-nucleotide messenger RNA. RefSeq names its product fatty-acid amide hydrolase 2-A. The transcript has 4 exons. The record is from RefSeq and is a predicted model, not a curated record. NCBI's taxonomy places the organism in Eukaryota, Metazoa, Arthropoda, Insecta, Diptera, Drosophilidae. Bases 51 to 1661 code for a protein of 536 amino acids.